AUGACUACGGGCACGUCAGAACUCCCGGCUGCAUAUGUACAGGCUGGCCUACCUGAUGACCACUGGCGCCCUACGUACGAGGACAUCCAUAUUAUGAUCCGGGAUAUCUCUGUGAAAGUACGAGAGGAGUUCAACCCGGAUUUGAUGGUGGCUAUUGGCGGCGGUGGUUUCUUCCCUGCGCGUGUGCUUCGUACGUUCUUGAAAAAGCGCGACGAAAAGAACCCAUCCAAGCUGCGCAACGUGCCGAUCCAAGCGAUUGGGCUGAGUCUUUACGAGGAGGUCGAGGGAGAGUCGGCAGAGAAGAUUGGCACGGAAGUCAUCCGUACGCAAUGGCUCGACACAGGCCGCGUUGACCCUGAGGCGAAGAAGCGCAACGAUGCUGGCGGCCUUCUGGGCAAGAACAUUCUGAUUGUGGACGAGGUCGACGACUCACGCACUACGUUGCACUAUGCAUACCAUGAACUAUUAAAGGACGUGCGCAAGGCGCUGGAGUCGUACACGCCUGAAGAGCGCCAACAGCUGCGCCCUACGCGAUUCGCUAUUUUUGUGGUGCACAACAAGUUGGGGCCCAAGCGGGCUGAGCUGCCGGUGCUUGAGGGACCGGCGAUGGAAGAAAUUGUCGACGGUGUGAGCACCGGCGUAUAUUACUAUGCAGCAGAAACAACGCCGCCUGUGUGGAUUGAAUUUCCCUGGGAAAUGACAGACAUCCAAGAGCACAACCGGCUAGCUGCGAUCGCCAAAGCCCAUGGCCUCGGUGCACCUGGCAAAGCCUGA
Molecule: messenger RNA, 774 nt
Organism: Malassezia pachydermatis
Lineage: Eukaryota; Fungi; Basidiomycota; Malasseziomycetes; Malasseziales; Malasseziaceae
Product: xpt1-xanthine phosphoribosyl transferase
Exons: 1
Coding region: 1-774 (257 amino acids)
Biological process (GO): GMP salvage; hypoxanthine metabolic process; IMP salvage
Cellular component (GO): cytoplasm
Molecular function (GO): hypoxanthine phosphoribosyltransferase activity
Source: RefSeq, a predicted model, not a curated record